UUCUGAUUUACUCACAUGUGGACUGGAUUUUAACAGUGACGGGAACGUGCUUACUGUGUUGUGAUACAAUCUAGACAGACAGACAAGCAAGUGAUGCACCUCACGAUUUGGUCAACGAAGAAUAUAACAACACAUUACAGUCUUUAUCGAUUAUCGCAAAUUUCGCGGUGCAUCUCUCUUGCCUAAACGACAAAUGGUACGAUGGAAAAUUUAGAAUUGAGCCUGUCAUCACUGGGUACCAUAUCCAGACAUAUUGACAAAAGUCACAACGAACUCAGCAAGUAUUUAGCAAAACAGAUAUGGAGCCAGCAGGACAGACAGUGUAUUCUGGCUUGUUUGGCUCAGCUUCUGUUGGAGAAAGACUAUACUCUGCUGCUCGCCCGCCACCUCCGGCCCCUGAUACUUGACCUGCUGGAGAGGAACGCAGAGAGGAUCAAAGCAGAUGGCAGGAUCAACCAUGAUCUCCACGAGCGCCUGUGUGUGGCGCUUAGCAAACUCCUCGGUGUCAGUCCCGAUGCACAGGCGUUUGCUGCGAGGUACUUCAAUGAUGCCCCUCCAGUGUUCCAGAGGCUCUUCUUCACCAGUGAAGAGUCCUCGUCUGUCCAGUACGGUCCCAGGAGGAUGAAACUGCGGGACUUGAUGGGCGCUACUCUCCGCUUCCUCCAGAGUGACUGUACCAAGUUCCGAGUCCUCUGGGACUGGAGUGCCUGCGUGUCUCAGCUACUCACCAGCGAUGUCAUGGUUCGAGGUUACACUGCCCAGUGUCUGGCUCUGGUGUCUCACAUGACUGAUAAUCAGAAAACCAUCUUCUUGAGAAAGGUGCUGUCGAGUGACGAGAUUCUGCACAUGAAGAUAAAGUCACUGGAGGAGACUCAGCAAUUGGAGGUAGAGAAGGCCCUGGUGCUUGCUAACCAGGGCACUGUAAUGUGGCGCCAGGAGAAGGUGAACAAGUUCACCCGGGGCCAGGUGGUGUCAGAGGACCUGUCCCAGACCGUGGUGGCUGUCUGUGGGGUGGUGUUACCUAGGAUCGCCCCAAAACAGACAGAGCAGGGUAACCUAAAACAUCUGGUGCUAGUGGACUCAACCUGCCGCAACCUGCGGAGACUGGCCAUGGCCGUGGCAUCCCAGAAGGCUGUUCUUUUGGAAGGGCCCAUUGGAUGUGGUAAAACAGCCCUGGUGGAAUUCUUGGCUGCAGUGACCGGACAUACCAAAACACCAGAGAUUCUCAAAGUUCAACUUGGGGAUCAAACUGACAGCAAAAUGUUGCUUGGGAUGUAUCGCUGUACUGAUAUCCCAGGGAAGUUUGUGUGGCAGCCAGGUUCCCUGACACAGGCUGUCUCUAAAGGACAUUGGAUCCUGUUGGAGGACAUUGACCAUGCUCCUCUGGACGUGAUAUCUGUACUCCUUCCCUUGAUGGAGAAUAAACAGCUGAUGAUCCCAGGACGGGAGGACUGCAUUGAAGUGGCUCCAGGCUUCCAAUUCUUUGCUACGAGAAGAAUGUUCCACAGUGCCGGAGGCUGGUACAGGCCACAGAACACCCACGCAGCUCUCUUGGACAAGUACUGGACUAAACUACAGAUUGGAAACAUGGCACGAGAGGAACUGAAGAAGGUGCUGGUAAACCGAUACCCUAACCUAACUGUUGUGGUGGAGCGCCUCCUCGACAUCUACUGCCAGCUGACUGGAGAGAGGCACCCUGACCCGGUGGCACUGGGCCACACAGACAGUAUUCAUGCACCAGAGGUGUCUUCUCACAGGCUGGAGGACAAGACCACAUCCCUGGAGGGGAGGGGACUGUCACUGAGAGACCUGCUGAAAUGGUGUGAGAGGAUCAGCAGUAACUUUGACAGCACGUCGUCUGCCACCGCUCAACAUGUCUUCUUAGAGGCCCUAGACUGCUUUACAGCUAUGCUAUCCCGACCAGAGAGGAGGCUGUGCAUGGCUGAGGUCAUCGGGAGCAAGCUCAACAUCUCCAAAGAGAAGGCUGCACAUUUCUGCCAGAUGUACCAGCCUGGCAUCUCUGUCACAGAGCUGGAGGCCUUGGUGGGCAGAGUGACCCUGGAACGGAAGCAGAACGAAGUGGUCCGCAUCUGCAAUGAGAAGCAGACAUUUGCUGCCACGCGGCCCUCUGCAGUGCUUUUGGAACAGCUAGCAGUGUGUGUUACCAAGGGCGAGCCCAUUCUGUUGGUCGGAGAGACGGGCACGGGCAAGACAUCCACUGUGCAGUACCUGGCUGGAAUCACUGGACACAGGUUACGGGUGGUGAAUAUGAACCAGCAGAGUGAUACAGCUGACCUGCUAGGAGGGUAUAAACCAGUGGACCACAAGCUGAUCCUGCUGCCCCUGCGUGAGGCCUUCGAGGACGUGUUCUCCCAGACCUACUCCCGCAAGCAGAACCUGACCUUCCUGGGCCACGUGCAGACCUGCUUCAGGGGCAAGCGCUGGCAGGACCUCCUUAAGCUCAUGGACCACGUUUGCAAGUCGGCCCUCAGCAAGUCAGAGCUGCAGGAAAAAAACAAUGCCGCCUUGCUGCAGGAGCAGUGGGAAACCUUGGCCGUGAGGCUGGCUCAGACACAGCAGCAGAUCAGAGCCUGUGAGACCGCACUGGUCUUUGCCUUUGUAGAGGGGACUCUGGCCCAGGCGGUGAAGAAGGGAGAGUGGAUCCUGCUGGAUGAGAUGAACCUGGCUGCAGCAGAGACUCUGGAGUGUCUGAGUGGCCUGCUGGAAGGCACCGCCGGCUCUCUGGUGCUGCUGGACCGCGGAGACACUGAGCCCCUGGUUCGCCAUCCAGACUUCCGUCUCUUUGCCUGCAUGAACCCAGCGACUGACGUGGGGAAGAGGAACCUGCCCCUGGGCAUUCGGAACAGGUUCACUGAGCUGUAUGUGGAGGAGCUGGAGAAUGAGGGAGACCUGCGCAUCCUGGUGUCUGACUACCUGAAAGGCCUGAACCCCAAUAAGAACGUCAUCAACGGGAUUAUAAGCUUUUACCUGACGGUGCGUAAGGAGGCUACCUCCAAACUGGUGGACGGGACUGGACACCAUCCCCACUACAGCCUGCGUACCCUCUGCAGGGCACUGAAGUAUGUGGCAGCCAACCCCUGCUACAGCGUCCAGCGCUCUCUCUACGAGGGCUUCUGUUUGAGUUUCCUUACCCAGCUGGACCGCAGCUCCCAUCCAAUGGUCCAGAAACUGGUGUGUCAACACAUCAUGGGGGGAAACAUCAAGUGUCUGAAGCAGCCCAUCCCGGAGCCCACGGGGCGGCCCUGCAUUCAGAUGGAGGGCUACUGGGUAUCCCAGGGGGAGAUGGAGCCGGCUCUGGACCCCAGCUACAUCCUCACCACCUCCGUCAAGCUUAACCUGCGUGACCUGGCCAGGGUGGUGUCUGCUGGGAGCCACCCCGUCCUGAUCCAAGGAGAGACCUCGGUGGGAAAGACCAGCCUGGUCAGGUGGAUAGCAGCGGCCACAGGGAACCAGUGUGUCAGGAUCAACAACCACGAGCACACAGACAUCCAGGAGUACAUUGGCUGCUACUCUUCUGACGGCAAGGGCAAGCUGAUCUUCAAAGAGGGCGUUCUGAUUGACGCCAUGAGGAAAGGAUACUGGAUUAUUCUGGAUGAGUUGAACUUGGCCCCGACUGACGUCCUGGAGGCCCUCAACAGACUGCUGGAUGACAACAGGGAGCUGUUUGUCGCAGAGACACAGGAAGUGAUCAAAGCGCACCCCCGAUUCAUGCUGUUUGCUACCCAGAAUCCUCCUGGUCUCUACGGAGGCAGAAAGGUGCUGUCCAGGGCCUUCAGGAAUCGUUUUGUGGAGCUUCACUUUGACGAGUUGCCUAGUGAUGAGCUAGAGACCAUCCUCUGCCAGAGAUGUAGUCUUCCUCCAUCCUACUGCUCCAAGCUGGUCAAAGUCAUGCAGGAUCUCCAGUCUCUUCGCAGGGGAUCUACAGUGUUUGCUGGGAAACAUGGCUUCAUCACCCUGAGAGAUCUCUUCCGCUGGGCUGACCGCUAUCGGCUGGAGGAGCAGACAGAUGCCUCCCGCGAUUGGCUGCAGCAUUUGGCUGAUGACGGGUUCAUGCUGCUGGCUGGGCGGGUCAGGAAGCCAGAGGAGGCCUCCACUAUCCAGUCCAUCCUGGAGAAACACUUCAAGAGGACGGUGAACUCUGACACCCUGUUCUCAGAGCAACAACUCACCACACAGUUUAGUCCGUUCGUGGACAGCUUCGCGGGCGUGCCUGAGGAGUUCCGUCACGUGGUGUGGACGCGGGGGAUGAGAAGACUGGCCGUGCUGGUGGGACGGGCCAUGCAUUUCGGGGAGUCUGUUCUAUUGGUGGGAGACACUGGGUGUGGUAAGACCACCAUCUGCCAGCUGUUUGCUGCGCUGGCCGGACAGAAGUUCUUCUCCCUCAACUGUCACCUGCACAUGGAGACGUCUGACUUCCUGGGGGGCCUGCGUCCUGUCAGACAUACUGGGACACACCAGGCGGAUGCUGAGGACGGCAGGUUGUUUGAGUGGCACGACGGGCCCCUAGUCCUGGCCAUGAGAGAGGGGGGGGUGUUCCUCAUGGACGAGAUCUCCCUGGCUGACGACUCUGUGCUGGAGAGACUCAACAGUGUCCUAGAGACGGAGAAGUCUCUGGUGUUGGCAGAGAAAGGAAGUGGAGAUGACGAUGACGUGGAGCUGAUCACAGCAGAGCAGAACUUCCGCCUGGUUGCCACCAUGAACCCUGGAGGAGACUUCGGCAAGAAAGAGCUCUCUCCUGCGCUGAGGAACAGGUUCACAGAGAUCUGGUGCCCUCAGAGUAACAGCCGCAGUGACCUGGUGCAGAUCAUCCAGCACAACCUGAGGACCAGCCUCUCAUUGGAUGACAAUGACCACCAAGGAAGAGACAUUGCCGAGCUCAUGCUGGACUUUAUUGACUGGCUGACCAACCAGGACUUUGGGCGGCGCUGCGUGGUCAGCGUCAGGGACAUCCUGUCCUGGGUCAACUUCCUCAACCUGGUGUGUGAGCGUGACGCCGACAGCUUCAUGACCAUGGGGGACGAGGGCGAGGAGGAGGCUGAGUGGGACCUCCGGCUGGACACGGUCACUGCCUUCAUCCACGCCGCGUGCCUGGUCUACGUGGAUGCCAUCGGCUCAGGGACAACAGUAUCUGCUGCGGAGAACGCCCUUGUGGCGCGGAGGGCCUGUCUGCGAUUCCUGCAUACCAAGCUGGGUGGGAUCACCAAGCUGGACCAGGAGAUGCUAGAUGCACUGAGGGUCUAUGACACCAGCCUGCUCAGGGAGCCCCAGUGGGGGGAUGACUUUUUUGGCAUCGACCCCUUCUACAUCUCCUCAGGCCCGGCGAGUGAGAGCAGGAGCCUGACGGACUAUGCCCUAGCAGCAGGCACCACGGCAGUUAACGCCCAGAGGCUCCUGAGGGCCCUGAAGCUGCAGAGACCUGUGCUGCUGGAGGGCUCCCCUGGCGUGGGCAAGACCAGCCUGGUGGCCGCCCUGGCAAAGGCUUCAGGGAACCACCUCGUCAGGAUCAACCUCUCGGAGCAGACUGAUGUGACAGACCUGUUUGGGACCGACCUGCCUGUGGAAGGAGGGAAAGGGGGAGAGUUUGCAUGGCGCGAUGGCCCUCUCCUGGCUGGACUGAAGGCUGGACACUGGAUUGUCCUGGAUGAGUUGAACCUGGCCUCUCAGUCCGUGCUGGAGGGGUUAAACGCCUGCUUUGACCACCGUGCUGAGAUCUACAUUCCAGAGCUGGGCAUGAGCUUCCAGGUACAACAAGAGAAGACAAAGAUCUUCGGCUGCCAGAACCCCUUCACUCAAGGAGGGGGGCGCAAGGGCCUGCCCAAAUCUUUCCUCAACAGAUUCACUCAGGUGUUUGUGGAUCAGCUGACCAGUGAGGACAUGGAAUUUAUAGGAGACUCCAUCUUCCCAAACAUUGACAAUCAGAUCAUCUCUAAAAUGGUGCAGUUCAACAACCAGCUGGUCCUUGAUGUAUCUGUGGAGAGGAAGUGGGGUCAAAAAGGAGGCCCCUGGGAGUUCAACCUGCGCGACAUGUUCCGCUGGUGUCAGCUGAUGCAGACCGACCAAUCACCAGGGUUCUUCAACCCGGGUCAGCACGUGGGGUUGGUGUACGCUGACAGGAUGAGGACCAAGGCAGACAAGGCCCAGGUGCUAUCUGUGUUCAGGAAGGUGUUUGGGGAGGCCUUUGAGCCUUACACCGGAUCAAGACAAUUCCACAUCACUCCACUCAAUCUGCAGGUGGGAUUCUCUGUCCUCCAGCGUAGCGGUGGAUCCCCCGUGGCCCUAGACCCCCCUCUGUCUAUCACCCACCAGGCACUGCGGCCCCUGGAGUCCCUGAUGAAGUGUGUGGAGAUGGGCUGGAUGACGGUGCUGGUAGGCCCCACAGCCAGCGGGAAGACCAGCCUGGUGCGCCUCCUCGCCCUGCUCACUGGACACCGCCUCCGGGUCAUGGCCAUGAACAGUGCCAUGGACACCACCGAGCUGCUGGGAGGGUUUGAACAGGUUGACAUCGUGCGGCCAUGGCAGCAGGUGCUGGAGAACGUGGACUACAUCGUUGCCAUGGUAACUCGGCGAGGUCUGAUGUCAUUGGACGGGGCAGGGGUCCAGGACACAGAGUUCCUGCUGAAGACCUGGAGCCUGUUCUGUCGCUGGCUGAAGGAGGAGGGCCUGGAGAGGACCGGCGGGACGGUGACCUCUGAAGCCCUCAACAAACUGGAGGUCAUCAUCCUCCUGCUGCAGAAGCUCAACACCAAACUCAAGGUUUUCACAGACAUGUCCAAGCUGCAGAUGGACUUCACCCUGUUGAAGGAGCGUCUGGCCCAGCUGCAGGACGGCUGGAGUAACGGAGGCUUUGAGUGGCUGGACGGCAUGCUGGUCCAGGCCCUGCAAGCUGGGGAUUGGCUGCUCAUGGACAAUGUCAACUUCUGCAGCCCCUCUGUGUUAGACCGUCUGAAUGCCCUGCUGGAGCCCGGUGGGUGUCUGACCAUCAACGAGCGUGGGGUCAUCGAUGGAACCACUCCUUCCAUCACCCCACACCCCAACUUCAGGCUGUUCCUGACUAUGGACCCCGUGCACGGGGAGAUCUCCAGAGCCAUGCGGAACCGAGGGGUGGAGAUCUACAUCCCAGGGGAACACGAGGGGGUCUGUUGGGACACUCUGGACCUAAAGACUGUUCUCCACACCGCUGGUGUGACCGGAGACUGUGUGUGUGACCUGCUGAUUGAAAUACACACUGACAUCAAAGCUACCAUUUGGGAUUCCCCUGCAUCAUGUGUCUCCUCCCUGCUCCAUGCUGCAGCCCUGCUGUCCUGCCAGCUGCAGAGAGGAGUGGACCUGCCCAGUGCCCUGCAACACGCCUGUGGGGAGGCCUACUCCCUCUGCCAGCGCACCACCUCUAUCCAACGGCAAGCCCAGGAGGUGAUUGAGCACCACCUGUCCAUCCUGGACACAGAGGACUGGGGCAGCGGGCUGCUGUGUGCCGGGGUGUGGCCCGACUGCUUCCCCUCAGCCCUGCUCUCCACCGAAGACUCCUGCUUCUCCUCAGUCCUCCGCGACGGACAGGUCCUCUCCUUCUGCCUCAACACACUCAGCAUGCAGGGCAAGAGGAGCCGUCCUCUGAGCCUGAGUGACCUCCAGAGGGCUCUGCAGAGCGGGGCAGCGCUGCACGAGGGCCUGGUUUUCUCCGGCGGCGUGGUGGACCUGGAGGAGGACGGUGACACCCUGCGCUUGCUGCCUACCGCCGUUAGGCUACUCACCGAGAGGGCCUCGCAAUCAGACUGGAUGCUCCGCACCGCCUGGCUCUCCAGCCUGGCCAAGAGCUACAAACACGCCCCUGAGGUGGCACUGGUGCAGCUGGAGGCAGGGAACAGAGCUCUGAAGGCCAUGUUCAGCAGCAAGCUGACUGUGAAGGGAAAGUGCCUCACUGAGCUGCUGCAACCACAUAGCACAGAUGACUACAGGAUUCUGGUGGACAUGCGUUGGAACAAGCAGUACCUGGACAUUCUGGCCAACACGUGUAACUUUGAAGACGAGGAGAGGUACAUGGAGUUCAUGGAGGCUCUCAAUGCAGUGGCCAACAGGAUCAUACUGCUGAUGGACAGAGAGGAGAGGGCUGCGGUCGGGAGCUGUGCUAUCAAGACAUCAGCACACAACAGUGCGCUGAGGCUGGCCACUGCUUUCUCCAAAGGGACGGUGGACAUUGGUCAUCUGCCCCACCCAGUGCUGAUGCACCUGCGCUCCUUCUUUGACCUGUGGGACACCUUCACACUGCAGGCCGUGCAGACUGGACAGCCCUACAUAUCUGACCAUCUCAUGUUCGAGAUCCUGCAGCUGCUGCAGUGGAGAGACCGGUUCUGGCAGGUGUGUAACUCGCUGCCUGCUGACUCCCAGGGAGUGUCGGUCCUCUCGCUACACUGGCAGUGGGUGCAGAAACACCUCAUCCUCCGGCUUCCACAGCUACUACUGGGAGAUGGCACCCAUGAUGGCCAGCAGGAGCUCCAGACAGUGUCAGCUGCCAUCCAGACUGUCCUGUCCACCUCUGUCACUGUGGCUACUGCCCUGAAGGGCAUCCAGAAAAUAUUGGGGAAACCCCUUCCAUUCAAGCUGGAGUCUGUAGCCGAGUGUGCAUCCCGGCUGAGGAUCCUGAGCAGGGCCCUGGACGUGGGCGACCUGAGGCUGGACAACACUGCCUCCCUGUGGAGACAGGAGCUGGUCCGCCUGCAGGGAGCCGCUCUAGGCCUGGACACCAAGGAAAGCCUGCUAGAAGCCUGGGGCCUGGUCCUGCUGGCCAAUAACCAGCUAGAACCCCAGAACUCCGGUGUCCUAGAGAGGCUGUUGUCGUGCGUGCAGCAGCAGCAGGGUCACAUGACCUCGUGCGGCCUACUGGAGGUGCGCUCCUCUAUGCAUGACGAGGGGGAGCAGGGAGACAGUGCCCCUCCCUGUAGGGAGGUGUUACAGCAGCUCAGCCGCAGGGCCCAACUCUGGCCUCUCAUGGAGGAGCUGGCCGUACUCAACCAGCUCAGGCUCAGCACCGACCUGCUGCAGCUGGCUCUCACACAGGGUGACAGAGAGUCCGAGGACAGCCUGCGUCGCGAGGUCUCCCAACACCUGCGCUUCUGUCUCCAGUCCACCCCCAUGAACGUCAGCCAGCUCCAGCCUCUCUGGUUCCUCCUCAGCAGUGACCGGCCUGCAGAGGAGCUGCAGUUUGUGUGGUGUGAUCUGCUAUCAGAGGCCCUGGCGGCCCUGUGGAGCAGCAGUGUGACCUCUGACCCAGAGCGCUGGCUGAAGUGGGACCCCCUGUGUUCCGAGGGACAGAUGACAUCAUCCAAGACACCUCUGUCACCUGAAAACAUGGGUCCUGGCAUGCUGAGCAAAGCAGUGUGGUCAAGGUGCAUGUUGGGGGUUCUUAGCAGCAGCGAGAUGGGGGGUCAGUGGGACCCCACGGGGACGUCCCUCCUCUCCUCGUCCCGGGUCACCCUGGGGGAGUGGAGGGAGCGGACCCAACAGCUCCAAGACGUCACCGCCGUGCUGUGGGACAACAUGGCUGUCCCUGCCCUGGCUGAGUUCAGGGCUACUGACCUGCGGCUGCAGGGCGUGGUGCUGCGCCGGCAGCUACAGUCCAUAUCAGAGCUGUUGCCUCCAGGGCUGCAGGAGAGCUACACAGAAACCUGUGAGAGCCUGGUGGAGGACCAGGACCCUCUGGUUGCCGCCCAGGAGGUCCAGACCACCCUCACAGACUUCCUGCCCCCCAACCAGCUCCCCGAAGGCCUGCUGGACGCCCUACUCACCUGCCUUCAGCAGUUUGUCCAGAACAGGGUCCAGGGCUCCAUCCGCGUCCAGGGCUUCAGCCAGCUGGUCCGCUCUGGGGUCUUCUGGGUCAACAUGGGCCUGCUGCAGAUCAAGACCUGGACCCCACAGACCAUCUUCGACCCGGCCGUGAAGAGGGCCUACAAGCUGGACUACGCCCAGGAGGAGCUGGCUUUGCUGCAGGAGGAGUGGAGAGGACGCAGUCUGUCCUCUCAGCUGUUGACUGGAGCUGAGCUGGAGGAGAGCAGCACCACCGAUGGCUUCCAACAUCCUCGCAUCAGGUACCUGUGGAUCCGUAUGCAGCAGGUGAAGGAGCAGAUAGCAGAGCUCUCCAGAAAGCAGGCCUGCAGGCCCAACGAGCCCCAGUACGGCAGGCUCUUCCAGGAGCUGCAGCACUACCUCUGCAGCAUAGGCCAGCCAGCCUCCAUAGAGGAUCUGCUCUCUCACCUGCUCAAGGCCCUCCAGGGGAGCGGCACCAAAUGCAGGUCGGGGGCUCAGGGCCUGCUGAAGGAGGAGGCCGUGUGGCAGGCCUCGCAGCACCGCUUCGCCCAGAGGCUGGCGGAGGAGUACCCGCUUUACCCUGAUGUAGUGGGGCCCCUGAGGACUGCCAUCCUCCAGCUGAGGCAUGGUAUGAGACUGGUGGCAUCCCAGGUGGCCUCUUCCCUCACCCCGAUUCCAGGCCUGCCCAAGCUGGUGUCCUGUCUGUUGGCCUUCCCCUCUGUGUCCCCCAGCAUGCCUUCCUACCUAGCCAGGGCAGACUACCUGUGCUCCAGGGGCUGCAUGGAUGUUCUGAGGGGCCUAGGGAAGCUCUUACCCCAGCAGGACCUGGAUCACGUGGUCCCAGAGCCAGGGAUGUUACUCCUGAAUGCUCUGUUGUACCUGCAGUGCCACGCCCUCUCCACUGGUCAGCUCAACCAGGACACACUCAAACUCUUCAGACACAUCUGUCAGGCUCUGGUGAAUGAGUGGGACGAGCAGGAGAGGCGUGCGCAGGAGAAAGAGCAGCUAGAAGCCAGUCUGUAUCGCCACCGCAGCAGACUCCACGGAACAGGUUUGAGUGAGGACGAGCAAGAGGAGAGAGACUUCAGACGCUGCUUUCCCCAGUUCAACAAGGACUUUGCUGACAUCACCACCCAGCCCAGUCUGGAGGGACCAGCAGACGGAGGAGAGCCGGAGGAGGAGGAAGUGACAGAGGAUCCCAACGAGGCUGGCUUCCUGUCUCCAGCCUGUAUGAACACUGUGGUACAGGUUCAUCAGCGCCUCUGUCUGGGCUACACCCAAUCACUGUGGUACCAGACCAGCACUCCAGCCAAUCACAGCAAAGAUCACAUCCGGGCUCUGGUCUCCUCCUAUCAGACCACAGCCCCGGUGAUGUCACGCUUCUACCAUCUCAUGGACUCUGAGAUGGACCAGCAGCUGACAGGCACCCAGCUGCUUCUCAGCACCCUGCUCCAGAACACUGUCCAGGGGACCCCAGGCCCCGAGAGCCUGACCCUCCAACCAGACGGGCCCUAUGACUUCUACCAGCAGCCCAACAUGAGUGAGGCCCGCCUGUGUCUGCCUGUCCUGGAGCAGCUGGCCCUGGCCGUCGGACAGAGGCUGGAGGAGUGGCCCGAGCACCCCGCCCUAGUCCAGUUGACGGUGGUGAUGGAAAGGAUCAUGGCCUUCAGUCUGGCCAGUCCACUGGCCAAGUUCCUCAACGGGCUGGAGAUCCUGCUCAGCAAAGCCCAGGAGUGGGAGAACAACGCCAGCCGCAAGGUCUCUCUGAGGAGGGAGCUGGAGCCUGUCACUAACCUCAUCAUCCAGUGGCGCAAACUGGAGCUCAACUGCUGGUCCAGCAGUCUGGACAAUGCCUUGAAGCGGCACACGGAGAGAUCCACCAAGCACUGGUUCUCCCUCUACCAGCUGGUUGAGAGGUACCAGGAGGAGCAGAGGAUGGGCACCAGCGCAGUAGAGGGCGAUGGUGUGGAGAGUCUGUUCCUGUCCACGGUCUCCUCCACGCUGCAGGCCUUCAUGGAGGGCUCCACCCUGGGAGAGUACCACACCAGGCUAGUCAUGCUGCUCAGCUUCCACUGCCACCUCCUCCUGGCCCCCAGCCAGCAUGGACAAGAACCUCUCUGCCGUCUCCUAUGGAAUUUGCACAAGUACUACACACAGUUCUCAGAAUGCAUCCAGACCAAAGUCACUCAGCUCCGCCAGCCCAUUGAGAAGGAACUCAAGGACUUUGUGAAGAUCUCCAAGUGGAAUGAUGUCAGUUUCUGGUCCAUUAAACAGUCAGUGGAUAAGACCCACCGAACCCUGUUUAAGUUUGUGAAGAAGUUUGAGGCGGCGCUGAGCGGGCCGGUUGCUCCAGCGCUGAUGGAGCAGGGCAGCAGUGCCAGCCUGGACAGUGUGGAUGCCAACGAAGAGAACACCCCACUCCACAGGGUUCACCAUGCCCUGAAGAACACCCUUCCUGGCAGGACCAGAGACCUAAAGAAUGAGUCCCCAGAGGAGGGACCGGCGGGUGUGGAGCCCUCGUCUCUGCAGGGCCGCCUGGCCCUCCUCACCAGGAAGAUGAGGAAGAUGUGUGUGACACUGGUGAAGAAGAACCCUCUGCCAGAGCUCUCUGAGGACCUGGAUGUCUUCACCGGGGAGAUCAUCUGCAACCUGCGCGACCUCCAGAGCCUCACGAUCGACCUGAAAGCCGAGAAGGAGAAGCAGAAGUCAGAGGUCAAACACAUCCUCCAGCAGAAGCAGAGAGCCCUGUCUGACCUCUUCAAGAUGCUGGCUGAGAUUGGUCUGUCCUACCGUAAGGGCCUGAACUGGAACAGGACAGCGGACCCAGAGGAGACCCUGUGUCUGCAGCCUCUGGAGCUGCAGACCGCCCUGGCUGCAGUCUGGACCCAGGAGCAGGCAGAGAAAACUUUGUUUACUGAGAUGAGCGCUGCGUGGGACGGCUGUCAGAAGUACUUCUACCGCUCGUGGGCCCGCAGAACAGCCAUGAUGACUGCCCUCCAGAGCGCUGUGAAGGAGCUGGGGAUUGGGAACAUUGAUCGUUGCCGAGGCUUCUCCUCCCACCUGUUCAAACUGCUGCUCAGACAAAGGCGACGCCUGGCCAAGCUCACAGAGCAGUGGGUCCACCUCAGGAGGCUAACAGCCAGCGUGCAGGGCAUCCAGGCUCACCUCCAGUCCCACAGUGAGAAUGUGGGUGGCCUUCCCCCCCAGGCUUCCCUCCAGUCCCACAGUGAGAAUGUGGGUGGCCUUCCCCCCCAGGCUUCCUCCAGUCCCAUAGUGAGAAUGUGGGUGGCCUUCCCCCAGGCUUCCCUCCAGUCCCACAGUGAGAAUGUGGGUGGCCUUCCCCCCCAGGCUUCCCUCCAGUCCCACAGUGAGAAUGUGGGUGGCAUUCCCCCCCAGGCUUCCCUCCAGAGCUGGGUAAUCAAGGCCCAGGGCCUGGCAGGGCAGUGUGCCACCCUCCUCCAGCAGCUAUCCUGGAUGCUGCAGUGCUGCCCCGAGGGCCCCCAGCAGACAGAGGGGGUAGACGGGCAGAGGGAGCCCACCCUGAGGUGCCCGUCCCCCAUGGCGGCUCAGAGGCAGCCCCCUGGGUGUUUGCUGAGGAGAGGAGACCCGGCCUGGAGCCAGCUGAGUCGGCGUGUGGUGGACAUGUUGGGUCAAACCCAAAUCCUGAAAGAGGAGCUGGAUGCAGUGACACUGCAGUCCACACAGGGGGCGCUGCACUCCUGGAGCCACUUCUCUGUGUGUUGCUCUGGCUAUGACCGGCUGGGUGCCGUGGCGGCACAGAUGCCCGUGGUGGAGCAGCUCUUCACCCCCAACGCCCCAGAGGGCACGGCUGACACCCAGCCUGGUCUGACCCGUGGCCUGCAGUACGUCAGGGGAGAGCUGGAGUCUAGCCUGACUGAGUUCACCACCUGGAAGACACAGCUACUCUCCCUGGGCCACGGACACACAGGUUACCAGCAAACAUUCCAUUCCGAGUUCUCUGCUGAGCUGGAGAAGGCCAUCAACACUGUGCUGGUUGCCGUGCAGACCCUGGUGAAGAGAAAGGAUGGGGAGCAGCCGAGAGAACAGCAGACAGACACCAAGAGAGUUCCAGAAGGUGAGGAGGAGGAGGAGCCCCAGGAGGACCUGUUGAAGCCUGGUCACCUGAGCCGUCUGCUGGAGGAGGAGUUGGGAGCAGAGGUGGCGUCUCUCUCCCUGGGGGAGGUCAGCGACACGCUGGAACAGCUACUGGAGAGACUCCGAGUCCACCGAGACUCCUGUCCACCUCAGCAGCUCCAGGAGCUGAGUGAGGCGUGCAGGCUGCUGGUGCGUCUAGACCCCAUGCUGGGGCUGUACUCAGAGCUGGUAUGCUACUACCUGGCUGUGUCAAUGGGAGCCCACAGGAGCACUGGGAAACUGCUUUCUGUCCUGGCCGGCAUCUUCACUGAGUUAGCCCAGAAGGGCUUCUGCCUCCCCCAGGAGUUGGAGGGAGGGGAUGGAGAGGGGGCCACAGAGUUCCACGACUACGAGGGCGGUGGCAUCGGCGAGGGAGAGGGCACCAAAGACGUCAGCGACAAGAUCGAGAACGAAGAACAGGUGGAGGACACUUUCCAGGAAGGCCAGGAGAAGAAAGAGGAGGAACCUGACAAGAAGAACAUUGACGAGGAGGACAACGCUAUCGAGAUGUCUGAGGACUUUGACGGCCAGAUGCAUGAUGGAGACCAGCAAGAGCCAGGUGAGGAUGACGAGGAGGAUUCUGACAAAGAGGAGGAUGAAGAUCUGGAUAAGAAGAUGGGCGACCUAGGCGAGGGCCAAACGGACACGCUGGAUGAGAGGAUGUGGGGUGAUGAUGAGGAUGAGGAAGAGGAGGAGGGCAGCGACAAGGAGGAAGAGUCAGGCCAAGGAAUGGACCAGGGGGAAUCAGAGCUGGUAGCCAAGGAUGACAACCUGGAUGCAGCGGACCCCAAUAAAGACAACAAGAACAAAGACGACAAAGACCAACAGUUGGACGAGGAGGAAAAGGAGAAGAUCCAUGAACAAGGGGACGAGCGGGAGUUUGAUGAGAACGAGGUGGACCCGUAUCAUGGGAAGCAGGAGAAGAAGCCUGACCCGGAGGCCAUGGACCUGCCUGAUGAACUCAAUCUGGACCAGGAGGAGGACCAGGCCGGGGACGAGGGAGCGGGAGACGAGGAAAACCCGUUCGACAUUGACGAGAAGCCAAUGGAGCUGGAUGAGAAGGAGGGAGCAGAGAAAGAGGGAAAGGAGGAGGGUGAAGCUGAGGACAUAGCUGAGGAUCAGACAGACAAACAAGGAGAGGAAGAAGGCCAGGAACCCAAGACUGAGGAGGAAGAGGGAGGAGGAGAACAAACAGAGGAGGAGAAUGAGGAGGAGAAGGACAAAGGACAAGAGGCAGGGAAAGAGGAGGACGUGGCCAUCCCUACAAACGAAGGCCAGAAACCAAAGGAGGACGAAGAGGAGGGUAAGGAUGAGGAGCAGCCAGAAUCGACAGAGAGGAAGGAGCACAACACAGACGGUCAGACAGGAGAGGAGAACGUCCAGAGUGAGACCGCUGUGGAGCUGGCAGGGGAUGCAUCCGAGAGAGACCAAGCUAAAGAGGAGCAUGGUAGUGGAGCGGCUGAUGCCAGCCAGUCGGAGGGACAUGAGUCCAAACUCAUGGCAAGGAUGUCCUCUCAGAAAGCGAGCCAGAGCAAGACACAGAGCUUCAAAAGGAAGCCGGGGCAGGCUGACAACGAGCGUUCGACGGGCGACUACAACGAGCGAAUCAACAAGCGUCUACGCACGGUGGAAAGCACUACGGAGAAGACGUUGGAGAACAAACAGACUCCGGCCCAGCAGGAGUCAGACCUGUACGAGCAUAUCAAACAGGGAGAGACGGCCUACGACACACAGACAUACGAUGUUGCCAGUGCAGACCAGCAGAAACCAGACAGAGCCCCACAAGAUGAGGACCAAGAGGAUGACGACAUUGCAAUGGAUACAGAGGAGCAGGAGGAGGACCUGCGGGCUGUUGAAGCCCAGGAGUUGAAACCAGAGCAGCUGGACUCGACCAGAGCGUCACAGAAAGGUCUGGACAGUGGAGAGCAGGAGGCUCUGAGGCAGCAUGAGGAAAACGAGGAGAGGCCAAAGGACACACAGGGUCACAGUGACGAGGAGCGCCCAGAGAGGAGCACAGAGUCUACCAUCCACACUGUUCCAGAGCUGCUAAUGGACACACUGCAGAACCCAGUCCGCGACCCAGAGGAGCUGAGGAGGGAGAUGGAGCUGCAGCUGGAGGCCUGGAUGAAACAGGCCCCUGGAGACCAGGAGGAGGAGAGUGCAGCGGCAGCCAUGUGGCACCAGUACCAAACGUUGACCUCGGCCCUGUCCCAGCAGCUGUGUGAGCAGCUCCGCCUCAUCCUAGAGCCCACGCAGGCGGCCAAGCUCAAAGGAGACUUCCGCACAGGAAAGCGUCUGAACAUGCGGAAGGUGAUCCCCUACAUCGCCAGUCAGUUCCGUAAAGACAAGAUCUGGCUGAGGAGAACCAAGCCCAGCAAGAGAGAGUAUCAGAUCUGUUUGGCCGUGGACGACUCCUCCAGCAUGGUGGACAACCACUCAAAACAGCUGGCCUUUGAAUCCCUGUCUGUGAUCGUCAACGCUCUCACUCUCCUGGAGGUUGGGCAGGUGUCUGUGUGCAGCUUUGGAGAGACAGUGCAGCUUCUCCAUCCGUUCCAACAACCGUUCAACGAUCAGUCCGGUGCUAGGAUACUGAGGCUCUGUCAGUUCCAGCAGAAAAAGACCAGGAUAGCCCAGUUCCUGGAGACCUCAGCCAACAUGUUUGUAGCAGCCAAGCAGCACAGCCUUGGAUCCAUGAACACAGAGACGGCCCAGCUGCUGCUCAUCGUGUCGGACGGCAGGGGGCUCUUCCUGGAGGGGAAGGACAGGGUGACUGCUGCCGUGCAGGUGGCUCGCAGCGCCAACAUCUUUGUCAUCUUCGUGGUGCUUGAGAACCCCAACUCCAGGGACUCCAUUCUGGACAUCAAGGUGCCCAUCUUCAAAGGUCCAGGAGAGAUGCCUGAGAUCCGCUCCUACAUGGAGGAGUUCCCCUUCCCCUUCUACGUGAUCUUGAGGGACGUCAACGCCCUGCCAGAGACCCUGAGCGACGCACUGAGGCAGUGGUUUGAACUCGUCACGGCAACCGACCAGUAGGCCAAUGAGAAGAAACCAUCUGAGAGGGCAGCAAUCAACCGCACAACGCCACUCUGCUGCUAGCCUCUCGACAACACACAGACUCAAAAACAGGACUCACAAAGGAAGACGGACUUGCCACUGUAUAUGUGCCUUUUUUCUUAUUUUUACUCUAAUUUUAGUAGACUGUAGAGUUUGAUAGCAACCUCUGCUGUUUAGUCCUUGUCAUCAGGCCAGGGGAAUUCUGGAAGUUCUUUCGUAAUGUAAUUAGCAUUGCUUUAUCUUGCACGUCUAUAAAAAAUGUUUGAAAAGAAACAAAUGUGAUUCCCUUCCGUGUGAACAAGAUACCUCUUUUCCCUGUGUACUAUAACCCCCUUCAUGUUGUAUGGAUGUUUUCAGUCUAACAUGCUCAUCAAGACAUUCUGCUUUCAUGUAAACACAUCAAAUGACCAUGUAUAGAGCUGACAGUGUUGUGAUGUUAAUGCACUGUUUGUAAAAUAAAAAAUAACAAGGAAAAAAGCACCCCCUUAAUUAUAUCAUGGCAAAAGAAAAGCAUGCUGAUAUGGGCUUGAUCCAUUUAAAAAGUAAUCCCAAAAUUGUGCCUUGACAAAAUGUUUCUGCAUCUCACUUUAUACUAUGUGCUUUAGAAAAUGCAUCCAUUGUUUACUUGGAAAUGAUCAUUCUGCCCAAAAUAAUGGUGUUAUUAUAAAGCUUCUCUCUCUUUUUCUCUCCCUCUCUAUUUUAGUCAAUGUUUUUGGAAAAUGUGGUUCUUAUGCACUUUGAAGCUCAAGGACUGCUAAUAACAAUUUUGAUAAAUGCUCCAAUUGGUUCCAUUUCUCUGGUCUUAGGCUAUGUUUAGACAGGUAGCCAAAUCCUGAUCUUUUGACCAAUCAGAUCGGCUCUGAAAAAUAUCUGAUGUCAAGAUGUGAUGUGAUUGGUCAAAAUACCAAUUUGGAAGUUGUGCUACCUGUCUAAAUGCAGCCUAAGCGACAUCACAACUACAUCUGUUUUACACCUCGACUCUACUGUAGAUAAGAUUCAUUCACUGACACGUCAUUAGAAAAUACCAUUGCUGUGACAUUAGGAAAACAGUGGUUGAUGAUUGUGCAUUGAAAUGUUUAUCGCCAAGGUGUUUUGUAAUGUGGAAAUAACUAAGCAAACAAAUGAUAUUCAUGGUAGUUGUUCAUACCAUCUAUCAAUCACAUAUGACAUGAUACAUUGUAUGAUGUUAGGGUUAAUAAACUUUUUAAACUGUUUUGA
Messenger RNA from Oncorhynchus tshawytscha (Chinook salmon), 18243 nucleotides. Its product is annotated as midasin. The coding region runs from base 202 to 17004 and encodes 5600 amino acids. Gene Ontology annotation, biological process: rRNA processing; ribosomal large subunit assembly. Gene Ontology annotation, molecular function: ATP binding; ATP hydrolysis activity. Lineage: Eukaryota; Metazoa; Chordata; Actinopteri; Salmoniformes; Salmonidae. The transcript has 101 exons. The record is from RefSeq and is a predicted model, not a curated record. Gene Ontology annotation, cellular component: preribosome, large subunit precursor; nucleus.